Messenger RNA from Ilex paraguariensis (yerba mate), 706 nucleotides. NCBI's taxonomy places the organism in Eukaryota, Viridiplantae, Streptophyta, Magnoliopsida, Aquifoliales, Aquifoliaceae. The record is from the annotation of a GenBank genome assembly.
AAAGCCCUUUACGUUAUCCAGCUGUUCUGUUCUUUCUAGUUGCUUACGUCUCUUCUGUUUCUCUCUCUGUGGAUGAUACAACAGGACAGGACAGGACAGGGGCUUAUAGUCAUAGCCAUAGAUGGGGAGGAUGAAGAUGAAAUCUUUCAAAGAAGAAUUUACGUUCAAGGAACGAUGCGAAGAAUCACAAGAUAUCACCGCCAAAUACCCUGAUAGAGUGCCCGUGGUUGUAGAAAGGUAUUCAAAAACGGACCUCCCUGAGAUGGAAAAGAAAAAAUAUCUGGUACCCCGAGACAUGUCUGUUGGGCAAUUCCUUCACAUCCUGAGUGUUAGGCUCCAUCUGGCCCCUGGAAAAGCUCUCUUUGUAUUUGUGAAGAAUACUUUGCCUCAAACAUCACUUUUGAUGGAGUCUGUCUAUGAAUCAUUCAAGGACGAAGAUGGUUUCCUUUACAUGUGCUACAGCAGCGAGAAAACCUUUGGUUAUGCUAAGACCCUGAUAUGCGAACACUAUCCUUUGUAAAUUCUCAGAAUAUGCUCAUUGUUGUGGACUGACAUCAAAUUAUAUGUACUAAAGUAUCUUUGUGUGGAUUGGAACUUGUACAGGGUUAUCCAUUUUGUACAUUAUCCAAAUGUUGGUAAUGCUUGAUAUAUAUUUGGAGAUGUCAACCUCUUUCCUCUUUCCAUCAAAAACUACUUACGUUUCUUU